GCGCACUGCUUAUUCACUUCAAUUCCGUGAUAGAAAGAUCCGAUUUCAUCAUCAAUAAUUGAAAGCUAAAUAAAUGAGUUGACCUUGUUUGACAUGAACCUCUUUUAAAACCCUGUCAACAAAAAUCAUCGAUGUGACAUCAGAAAUAAUAGUAAAUCACAGCAGAGUUUAUUGUGAAAGAUUACCAACUGUAGUGUCAAGGGACAUGUCGCUGACACAUAUACCGGACGCAGGAAUUAAGACGACUUGACGUUGCUGUGACCAAGACAGGGAGCAAGGAAGGUGCCAGACCAGCGGCUUCUCCGGCGUAGAGUUUGCUUCUCCUCUUCAUUUGACAGGAAGUACGGGCUAUCGAAAAAAAAUAUACCACGAGGAGUAUGACAAGUCCUAAAUUUGAUAAUAGAACAGUAUUUCGACAGGAUUUGUUAGCUGCGCGAUUCUCAUCCGAAGGCAUUUCAUGUUAAUUUAAUGACGUACUAGUGAGAGAAGUUGAUCCUAUACAGGAAAAUAAAAUAAAAAGGCUACGUAUUAACGUAUCCUUGGUGAUAAAGCUCAUAAUACGACAGUAGUCUCAUUAAUGAACGUAAUAAAGCAGUUUAAGACGCGCUGCAGAAACUCUUAAUUAGAAAUAAGGACCUUUAGGAUAUUCAGAAGGAAGCUCAAAUCAUAAAGGAUAAACGAUUAGUCAUGAUGGAUAUGACUAAAUGAUUGAACCACAUCGUGAAGAAGAACUGUAAAAAGCUCUACAGCAAAAAAGGAUAUUUUUCAUAACAAAAGCUUAUACGACCACCUUAUGAACUUUUAAAGAAACAAGGCUGAUUUUUCCGUCUUUGAAUAAACGAAUUUGCGUUAACGCUUUACGACAGGCGACUGCUAUUGUUGCUUAAACAACCAGCGACAUGUUUAUGCUCCGUAAGAAAAAGACAACUCAGCCGCCGGCCCCGACAGAGUGGGGAACAGAAGCGUCGCUGGCGUCGGCCGAGCCGGCGCCUGAGCAGGACCUUGCAGAGUACCUGCGAGCCAAGAAAUCCCGUCAACCAGCGGACCCUGACUGGGAUCAAGCCAGAGCGAAGGGUUUGGAGAAAAAACGUUUUCGGGGGGAGCGGAUUCAUGGUGCAGAUGCUGUGGAUCUGGAUGAGAACGAGAACGACACUAAUGGGGAAGAUACUAGAGAUAAGAAAGCAGGAGUGAGUGAUGAUAAAAAUGAUGAUCCUCGGCGAGAAGGUGAGAAAGUAAAUAGAAAAACUGAGGUGGAUGAAGAUGAGAAGCGGAGACAGAGAGAUGCGAAAGAGAAAAGAGAACAAGAAGAAAAGCGGAGGAAGGAAGAAGUGAUGAGAAACGAUGAAGAAGCGAGUAGAAAAGCAGAGGAACAAAGGAGGAAACAAGAAAAAGAAAAUAUAAAGAAGAAAGAAAAUGAAGAUGAAGAAAGGAAGAAGAAAGAAAAAUCUGAUGCUGAUCGAAGGGCGAAGGAGAGAGAAGAUGAAAAACAUAAGAUAAAACAAAAAGAGGAUGAUGACAAAAAAUUGAAAGAUGAAGCCGAGAAACGAAAACGAGAAGACGAAAAGAGGCGAAAGGAAGAAGAAGAGAGGCUAAAGAAACAGGAAGAUAAACCCACAAAUGAAACAGAAGCUGAGAAGAAGCAGAGAGAAGCAUUAGAGAGGCGGCGAAUUUAUUUGUUGGGCGUUGGCAAUGCUACUAGAAGUGACGAAAGCAAGUCAAAGAAAAAGAGGGGGACGACAGCUGAUAACAAGGAGGCAGAUCAAGACACCAAUAAAUCCAGUCCAGUCUUUGACGAUGGCCAAAUAAACAGUAAUCCAUCAGAUGAAUGGCUGAGAAUCAAGGAAGAGAGACGUCGGAUUGAGCUAGAAAGGUUAGAAAUUUUGCGUGUUGAAAAAGAAGUCCAGUUAAGGGAAGAAAAAAUGAGGCGUGAUAGAGAAGAAUUCGAGAAACAAAAGCGGGAAAUAGAAGAGAGGCUAAGAAAAAACGUACCUAAUGAAAAAGACAAAAGAGACUAUGAAGCCGAAGCUGAGAUGGCACGUCAACGCAAGAUGAUGGAGUACGAAGAAAUGGAAAAACGUCGACAAGCAGAAGAGAAGAAAAGGAGGGAAAAGCAGGCACAGGAGAAGCGCCUCAAAGAAGGCGAGCGUGCCACAGGCAUCAUGGUAUCAGCAGGAGGUAGAGACCUCAAACGUGGCGACAAAGGCUCCAUUUCUAGCGGUUCGGGUGUUGGGAUCACCGGGACUACGCUUCCUAACGCCGGAGCCGGAGGAGUAUUGCCGAGCAGUGCGAACGAUGGCCAAGAUGUCUCUGGUGAGGAGAGACGAAGCAGAGACAGAGAUAGACUCAGUGUUGGGGACAGAGGAGCAAGAAGUGAGAGCGUACCAAACAAUCAAAAUUCUUCUAACGGACGCCCAACGAACAGAGGAAGCUCAGCGGACGGCGACAAAAGCAUGAAAUCAAAAGCCCGAAUGUACGGAGUGAAAGCAAUGCUCAAAGAGAAAGAAAAGGAAGUGCAGCGAGAGAAAGAACAUCUCAAGAGAAUGCAGAGGGAUAUACACGACAGGAAAGCUAUUCAGAAGAAGGGGGAGGUUAAAAAAGACGAAAGAUUCGACGAGUUUCUAACCUGGCUGACCAACGGCAAGACAGAAGAUCUAGGCCAAUCGAAAAAUUAUCUAAUUGAUUCCGAUAGCGACUAAUAAGUUGACUAAUUUAAAAUGAUCUGAGUAACUUUCAUUUGGUUAAUGAUUAUAGAACCGUUAACCAAUCGCAUCGCUCCACAUUACCCGACACGAUAGAAGGCUUCUCGUUUUCGGAUCUUGUUUUGUACCAUAGUUAAUUUUUGUGUGACUAACGGACGUGCUGCUCAACGUAUGCUGAAUUGAUUUAAUUUUUCCCAUUAUAGCGUGUUAGCUAGUAAAUUUUUAUUACUUAUCAUAGUCAACUCUUUUUAUUAUAUAGGAAUAUGUAUAUGCCAUUGCUGUGUAUCGGAACUUUAUCAAACACUAAUAAAUAAAAAAUCUUGUGUAAAUUGAAUAUAUUCAACCCAGCGCAGAUUGUCAGUUAAUACAUUUCUCUAUCUGAAUACUUGAACAUAUGGUAAGGCCAGAAAGGUACAAGUUCGUGAAUGAGGUGCAUUAACGAUGAGCUCCGAUGAAGACCCACUAUAGGAAAAUUGAUUUUUUUAGAUAGAUCUUCAAGUAUCAAUCAAUAGAAAUGUAAGAGACCAGUCUUUGUCCAAUCAUCUAAACAUUCAAUAAUUAAAUACUGGAAGUAUAUAGGUACUUGCUGACACAAAGACAUGUUCACCACGCCUUCUUUUGCAUCUUUCUGAAUCUAUUGCAAGUUCUCCAAGCAUUAAGAGGGCGACUGAACCCGUCGCUUGUGUAGACGCGAUGAGCAUCCAGACAUGCGAUGGAGCUGAAGGGAAGAGUCUUUACAGCGAUCAUUGUACUCGUAGCUCACAUUCACUCAUUGAAUAGGAAGACACCGACUGACCUGCACGUUGGUUCGCACAUUAAAACUUAAGAAUUUGGGCUUAGAACUGGCCACGAUGAGCUAUCGUCUCACACGAGAGUGGGUUAACGUGUAGAAAUUUAAUUCUCUUAGAAAUGAAAAGAUCACAUUCAAGGUAAUAUAUUUAUUGCUAAAUAUUUGGUUUUAGAUACGUUUAUGGGUUCAUGCUUUGUUUGGUACGGGUGUACCGGCUAAGUUUAGUGUUAAUUAAUUACGUUAUAAAACCCGGAAUUGGAAUUAAAUAUAAAAUUAAAUUUAUGUCCCAGGCUGAACAUCACCUCUGAACACAACUGUACUUAACUGCGUUCCACCUUAACUUAUUUGAUAUUCAUCGCAUUGCAACCUCUCAUGAGAGUAAGUACUAGAGAGUAUGGAUUGCUAUUGUUCUAAUUAUUAUGAUUUAAUUUAUUUGAAAUUAAUUUGAAUGUUUGUUAUUGUUUAUUGCAUUUAUAUGUACGUAGUAACCAGGUAUGACUUAUUCGUAUAGCCCUGGUUCAAAUUCUAGACUGAAGAAAGAUCUGAAUGAAAAGCGUUAUCUUUUUCCAACAUCCAUUAAAUUAGAUCUCUCAAUUGACCGUACUCUUUAAGGGUUAUUCAUUUACCAUUAUAAAAUGUUGUUUACCGUUAUAAAAUUUGUAAUUAUUUUGCAAUAUGUCCAUAUGGAUUACUUCAGCCAGCGAGGUAGUUGUGGUAGUUGCAAGGAAGGUAAUAAAUAAGAAUUUUUAGGGAUUUAGACGAUGCAUCAAAAUUAUUUCUGUUUGAAAAUCAUACUCGAAAGAUUAUUUCAUCAAUAGUGAAAAUAAAUAUUUUCAAUUUUCGGAACAUAAGAUUUUUCAGAAUUAGUUGAGAAAAUAUUAAAACGAUUACAUAUUACUAUAAAACGAUUACAUACAUACAUAGUUACAAUAUUACAAUCAUUGUAGGUUGUAUCAAAUUACUAUCAAUACUAUACUAUAAAAUCACAAGAUGUUGAGAAAAAGGAAGGAAAAUUCGAAUCACUUUAAAGACUCUUAAAGACAUUUAUUAUUAACACCAGGAAGGAAUAUUAUUAACGUUCAUCAUUUUCUGUCUAUUUUCAAUGUUCGAUGCAUCAAAUUUCUUACGCAGCAUUUGCGCGGCGCAAUUAACCGUUAUCACUGUGCAGCCGUCAAACAUGCGAGUACAUCCAUAUAUAUUUAUUAUAUAUGCUGGCCAUCCAUGUUGAUAUUUUUGUUUUUAAGCUCCCGUUCCGGUCAAAGUCCAUUGAAAGGCAUUCUAAAGUUCGUUUGAGAUUUUCGUCGAGCGAUGGAUAUGUUGCAUCUUCGCUUAGAGGAGUGUUCAAUUAUUUAUUCUUUAUUCAGAAUACAAAAUAUAAAGUCUU
Hyalella azteca is the source of this 4873-nucleotide messenger RNA. Its product is annotated as trichohyalin. NCBI's taxonomy places the organism in Eukaryota, Metazoa, Arthropoda, Malacostraca, Amphipoda, Hyalellidae. The coding region runs from base 900 to 2696 and encodes 598 amino acids. The transcript is spliced from 3 exons. The record is from RefSeq and is a predicted model, not a curated record.